This is a messenger RNA of Chrysochloris asiatica (Cape golden mole), 1251 nucleotides long. RefSeq names its product von Willebrand factor A domain containing 1 (gene VWA1). Lineage: Eukaryota; Metazoa; Chordata; Mammalia; Afrosoricida; Chrysochloridae. Gene Ontology annotation, molecular function: protein binding. The record is from RefSeq and is a predicted model, not a curated record. The transcript has 4 exons. The coding region runs from base 1 to 1251 and encodes 416 amino acids.
AUGCUCGUCUGGACGGCGCUCGGUCUGACCCUGAGUUUGCGGCUGGCGUUGGCGCUGACGCGGAAUGGCGCAGAGCGUGGCCCCUCAGCAUCGGCCCCCCAGGGGGACCUGCUAUUCCUGCUGGACAGUUCAGCCAGUGUGUCUCACUACGAGUUCUCCAGGGUUCGGGAGUUCCUAGGGCAGCUGGCAGCUCCUCUGCCCCUGGGCCCUGGAGCCCUGCAUGCCAGUCUGGUGCACGUGGGCAGCCGGCCGUACACUGAGUUCCCCUUUGGCCAGCACGGCUCGGGUGCGGUAGUCCAGGAUGCCAUCCGGGCUGCAGCCCAGCGCAUGGGCGACACUAACACUGGUUUGGCACUGGCCUACGUCAAGGAGCAACUGUUUGAUACAGCAGCUGGUGCCCGGUCGGGGGUGCCCAAAGUGCUGGUGUGGGUGACAGAUGGUGGUUCCAGCGACCCCGUGGGGCCUCCCAUGCAAGAGCUCAAGGACUUGGGUGUCACCAUCUUCAUCAUCAGCACUGGCCGAGGAAACCGUCUGGAGCUGUCGGCAGCUGCCUCGGCUCCUCCUGAGAAGCACCUGCAUUUUGUGGACGUGGAUGACUUACACAUCAUUGCCCAGGAGUUGCGGGGCUCCAUUCUUGAGGCAAUGCAACCACAGCAGCAGCUUCGCGCCUCUGAGGUCACGUCCAGCGGCUUCCGCCUGGCCUGGCCUCCCCUGCUGACCGCCAGCUCUGGCUACUAUGUGCUGGAACUGGUGACUCGUGCCCAGCCAGGAGUGGUGCGUCGUCAGCAGCUGCCAGGGAACACCACGGAGUGGGUCUGGGCCGGCCUCGAGCCCGACACGGACUAUGAUGUGGCGCUGGUGCCUGAGUCCAAUGAACGCCUUGUGGGGCCUCAGCACCUGCGGGUGCGCACGCUGCCGGAGGAGGCCGGGCCGGAGCGGAUCGUCAUCUCUCACGCCAGGCCACGCAGCGUGCGCGUGACCUGGGCCCCAGCGCUGGGUCCAGCUGCUGCACUGGGCUAUCACGUGCUUUAUGGGCCCCUGCAGGGUGGCGUAGCGCAGCGUGUGGAGGUACCCGCGGGCCACAACAGCACCACACUUCAGGGCCUGUCACCUGGUACCCUCUACCUGGUGACCGUGACUGCGGCCUUCCGCUCUGGCCGCGAGCGAGCGCUGUCCGCUAAAGCCUGCACGCCCCCCGGGGAGCGCAGCCGUGUCCCGACCCUCCCCGACGCUGGGGCUCGGGGCCCUUGA